AUGACAUAUUUUGUUUACAGGAAAAUUAAUAGUUAUAGUAUUGGGGCUGUUUACAUUAGCGUUAGGAAUUAUACUAUCGUCCAUACCAUGGUUGGAUUAUCUAAUACUAAAGCUAAUGGAACGCUUAGUUAUCAUUAUUGGCAGAGACCGGGAGUUAUACGUUUAACCAAAGUUUACAUAUUCAACGUAACUAAUCCGGAUGGUUUUUUAAAUAAUAAUGAAAAACCAAAAUUGGUCGAAGUCGGACCCUUCGUUUACAGGGAAGACAUGGAAAAAGUUAAUAUUAAAUUUUACAAUAAUGGUACGGUGUCAUUUCAACAGAAUAAAAUACUUAGAUACGUUCCCGAAUGGUCAUCGGGAAAUAAAGAGGAUAAGGUUGUCGUACCGAACAUACCACUACUCACUUUGGCAACGUUCACGAAAGAUUUACCAUGGAUACUUCGAACGGGAUUAUCCGUCGUAUUAGGUUCAAUGGAUUUAAAACCUUUCGUGUCAGUAACACCUGAAGAAUUAGUUUUCGGUUACGAUGACAUCCUAACAAAAUUAGCACAUAAAUAUUUUCCAAGGAAUAAAAGACCAAAUGAAAAAAUGGGUUUGCUGUUGGGAAGGAACGGAACGCUUCGAGAAAUUUCCACGAUAUUUACCGGUCAUACAAGCAUGGAAGAAUUUGGUUUGCUUAAUCGCGUUAACGGUUUAGAUCAUUUGCCAUAUUGGAAAAAACCACCGUGUAAUUCGAUAAAAGCAUCAGAAGGUUCAUUUUUUCCACCACGUGAUUUUACUAAAUCCGAUAUUGUACACGUGUACGAUAAAGAUUUAUGCCGAAUUUUACCGCUUAAAUAUAGAGGAGACGUUAGUAAAUUUGGUGUUACUGCUGGGUUGUACACUCCGAGCGAAGACGCUUUAGAAACUCCGGAAAAAAAUGAAGAUAAUAAAUGUUAUUGUUUAAACGUUGGUAGUUAUUGUACUCCGAAAGGACUACAAAAUAUUAAUCCGUGUCAUUUUCAAGCUCCAGUAUUUUUAUCGUAUCCUCAUUUUUUACAAGCUGAUGAAUCGCUGUUGGAUGCUGUGGAAGGAUUAAAACCUGACGUCGAUAAACAUCAAACAUAUUUUAAAAUCCAACACAAACUCGGAGUGCCUUUGGAAGGUUUGGUAAGAGUUCAAAUGAAUUUAAAAAUUUCGAGAGUGUCGAAUAUAAAAGUCGUUUCGAAAUUUCCCGACAUAAUUUUUCCGAUAAUGUGGAUAGAAGAAGGAAUCGAAGAAUUAAGUCCCCCCAUUAAAAGAUGGGUUUAUCUCGCGACGACAUUUUCCGACGUGGCCGUACCCGUUUUCACAUACGGAUGCAUUUUCCUCGGCGGUUCCAUACUCGUUUUCAUAUUCGUUAAAGCGUACAAAAGUAUUUUAUUUGCCGAUCCGAGAAUUGAAAGGGGCAAAGAAAGGCUCACGAAAGAAUUGAGAGAUAUUAGACGUGGCAGUAGUUUUUUAGUUAACGGUCAACCCAAAUUAUUAAUACUUAGAGAUUCUUAUACGUUGUUAAAUAAUAUUAAUGGAGAUGGUGCGACGACGGAACAAGAACCCUCGGAACCGUGGCCGUUAAAACCGACUUGA
Molecule: messenger RNA, 1605 nt
Organism: Pediculus humanus corporis (human body louse)
Lineage: Eukaryota; Metazoa; Arthropoda; Insecta; Psocodea; Pediculidae
Product: scavenger receptor class B member, putative
Exons: 9
Coding region: 1-1605 (534 amino acids)
Cellular component (GO): membrane; cytoplasm
Molecular function (GO): scavenger receptor activity
Source: RefSeq, a predicted model, not a curated record